Molecule: messenger RNA, 2818 nt
Organism: Labeo rohita (rohu)
Lineage: Eukaryota; Metazoa; Chordata; Actinopteri; Cypriniformes; Cyprinidae
Gene: mpp2b
Product: MAGUK p55 scaffold protein 2b
Exons: 12
Coding region: 361-2046 (561 amino acids)
Cellular component (GO): plasma membrane; cell-cell junction
Molecular function (GO): protein binding
Source: RefSeq, a predicted model, not a curated record
GCUGAAAUUCUCUGGCAACCUGUGUAUCUGGAAUCUGUGUUGGUAGAGUCAGAUAGAAGGAUAUUAGGAGGCAGAAAACCCAGCCGUUUAUGCUGUCUUUAAACUUACAACAGGAGAGAUGAAGAGGAAAGACAAACAUGGGAAGAACAAGGAAGCUUGAGGUGUCACAAAACAGGGAGGGAGCAAUCAAGAAAUGAAAGAUCUAGGAAGGGACACGCAAGAGGAAGAAUGAGAGGUGGGGAGGCUUUCUGGAAACCGAUGCUGACGUCAAGGAGGUGAAAAAAGUGGUGGAACAGAAAAGAGGGAAGGAACGCAUGUAAAUUAUAGAGGCAGGAAAAGAGGCUUCAGAGAGAUUGAACUAUGGCUGGGAGUCUCUAUAACAGAAUGUCCCUAGAGGAGAUUGGAUCGAUCAGCUCUCUGGAGGGGCCAGGAGCAAUGCAGAGUCUUCUAGACACCUUGAGUGACAGCACCAGCUCCACCACAGCCAAUGACUUGGACCUCAUCUUCCUGAAAGGAAUCAUGGAGAGUCCAGUGUCUCGUGAACACUAUGAAGAGCCGAAGCUGGAGGCGGUGAGGGACAAUAAUGUGGAGUUAGUGCAGGACAUCCUGAGAGACCUCACCACCCUCACACCUCACAGUCAGGCGGCACAUGAGCUCGCAUGCAUCCUCAAAGAGCCACACUUUCAGUCUUUACUUGAAACUCAUGACUCUGUAGCUUCCAAAAGCUAUGAGACUCCUCCUCCCAGCCCUUGUGCGUUUAUGGACCCCGCGCUCAACAACCAGCCUGUGCCUCCUGAUGCAGUCAGGAUGGUGGGCAUCCGCAAAGUGUCUGGAGAGCACUUGGGCGUGACGUUUCGUGUAGAGGGUGGAGAGCUGGUGAUUGCUCGGAUCCUGCACGGGGGCAUGAUUGAUCAGCAGGGCCUGCUGCAUGUGGGUGACAUCAUCAAAGAAGUGAACGGAAAAGAGGUGGGGAGUGACCCGAAGGUUCUCCAGAACAUGCUGAAAGAAUCCAGUGGUAGCGUUGUCCUCAAAAUCCUCCCAAGUUACCAAGAACCACACACACCAAGACAGGCCUUUGUGAAGUGUCACUUUGACUAUGACCCCUCUCAUGACAACCUGAUACCUUGUAAAGAAGCUGGACUCAAAUUCAGCAGUGGAGACAUCCUUCAGAUCUUCAACCAGGAAGACCCUAACUGGUGGCAGGCGUGUCAUCUGGAAGGAGGCAGUGCAGGCCUGAUCCCCAGUCAGCUGCUAGAGGAGAAGAGAAAAGCAUUUGUUAAGAGAGACCUGGAGCUCUCAAGCACAGGGCCUCUGUGUGCAGGGAUUGGGGGUAAGAAGAAGAAGAAGAUGAUGUACUUGACCACCAAGAAUGCCGAGUUCGACCGACAUGAGUUGAGGAUCUACGAGGAAGUGGCCAAGGUGCCUCCGUUCCGCCGGAAGACGCUGGUUCUGAUUGGAGCACAGGGUGUGGGUCGCCGCAGCUUGAAAAAUAAACUUUUGGUGUCGGACCCGCACCGUUACGGAACCACAACACCUUAUACAUCUCGUAAACCCAAGGUGGAUGAGAAGGAAGGGCAGAUGUAUCUGUUUAUGUCUCGCAGCGAGAUGGAAACUGACAUCAAAUGUGGGCGUUUUCUUGAACAUGGAGAAUAUGACGGAAACCUGUAUGGCACCAAGAUCGACUCUAUUCAUGAGGUUGUGGACUCUGGCAAGAUUUGCAUUCUGGAUGUCAAUCCACAGGCACUCAAAGUUCUGCGAACAGCUGAGUUUCUUCCAUAUGUGGUGUUCAUCGAAGCCCCAAACUUUGAGGUUCUGAAAGACAUGAACAGAUCUGCCAUUGAGGCUGGUGUCGUGACUAAACAGCUGACGGACUCAGAGCUCAAACGGACAGUGGACGAAAGCGAAAGGAUCCAGAGGGCGUACAGUCACUAUUUUGACCUGAGCAUUGUGAAUGACAACCUGGACGGAGCCUACCGCAGCCUCAGGAGGGCGCUGGACAGACUCAACACAGACCACCAGUGGGUUCCUGUCAGCUGGGUCUUCUGAAAGCAGUUGGGCUCUUCGGUCUGCAUUUCUCACAGUGGCUAGAAGUCUAGUUAACUGCUGUAAUCUAUGUGAACUUGCCUGUUCUUUAGAUUUUUGCACAAAAAAAAAACAUGACAAUACAAAGCUAGUUUAUUAUUUUGUAAAGAAAUAAAGCUGAUCUGUAUAUCUGUAUUUGUUUUAAAGGAGUUCUGUACAGUGCUGUACGUUUGUUAUUCCUGUGAGAGUAGGGCUGUAUAUUUGUAUAGAAACUGUAGAAUAUGUUUUAGCACCCUACGUUACAAUGACGAUAUUCAGAAUCAUGUUGGAUGUAUCAAUGCUAUAUGAUUACGUAGUGUUUUGCAGGGAUCGUUUAGUUUUGAUGUAUUAAAAGCAGAAUCGAAGAGUGUUUUGGCGUGUCAUAUUCUCGUGCAUGUUCUGAUUUGUUUGCGUUCCCUCUUGUAACAUUUGUUAGUACCAAAACCAUUUCAGUUUAGAAAAGAACGACAGCCAAAUCUGUCAUGAAAUACAUCAUUUAAAACUGAUUGGUCUUUAUGCAUUAAAAAAGGUUUAAAGAUUAAAAUUUUACUAAUCCAAUCCAAGAAUUCUAGAAUGAUUCACUGUGACUGAUCACUCGCAGCAUUCUGUAGUCAUCUAUUUUUCUAUAAUGUUGGUAAACUGUAUAAUUGACCUUUGCUCUAGGAAAGUGAUUGCUGACAUGGCUGUACUAGUUUCACUGUGUCUCUCGUAUCACUCCACACUGUCUUCUCACGUAAUAAAACAAUAUGAACUAAAA